Rhineura floridana is the source of this 2687-nucleotide messenger RNA. It is a transcript of the gene ZNF76, whose product is annotated as zinc finger protein 76. The record is from RefSeq and is a predicted model, not a curated record. NCBI's taxonomy places the organism in Eukaryota, Metazoa, Chordata, Lepidosauria, Squamata, Rhineuridae. Gene Ontology annotation, molecular function: RNA polymerase II cis-regulatory region sequence-specific DNA binding; DNA-binding transcription factor activity, RNA polymerase II-specific. The transcript is spliced from 14 exons. Gene Ontology annotation, biological process: regulation of transcription by RNA polymerase II. Bases 191 to 1897 code for a protein of 568 amino acids.
UUUUCCGGGAUUUGGAGAAGAACUUUAUGGGGCCCUGGAACCUGAAUGAAAACCGACCGCUGGUUGAGGAAGGUGGAUAAAGGGCUUGUCAUACAGGCUGCAGGGUUCGUGGCUGCGGGUGAGGCCCGGUGCAUGGCGGUCAGGCGGCGGACUCGGCCCUCCACAGUUCUAACACGGAGUGCAAUCUCUAAUGCUGAAUACAUGUCUAAGGAGCCACCACAAGAACAGAAUGGAGAGUUUGAGCUUACAGGCAAUGACCCUUUCUGAUGGGACAACCGCCUACGUUCAGCAAGGUGCUGAUGAUGAGAAGUUAAUUGAAGGGCAAGUGAUUGAACUUGAAGAUGGAUCCACAGCUUUUGUUCAACAUGUUACAUUGCAGAAAGAGUCUAUCACCUUUGAAGAUGGUCAGCCAGUAGCAUUGGAAGACGGCACUAUGGCUUUUAUACAUCAUGCUCCCCAAGAGGGUUAUGACCCCAACACCUUGGAAGCAAUCCAGCUGGAAGAUGGAUCUACAGCUUUCAUACAUCGUCCUGUUUCCAUGUCAAUGGGCAGCACCAUCCUGGCAGUGCAAACAGAUGUGGGACUGGAAGAAUUGGCUGUAGGAGAGAAAGAGGAUUCCUUUGAACUUGAUACCAUUACUGCCCUGAAGGACUAUGCUGGCGAGGGCUUCCAGGAGGAGGAAGUGGAGAGCAAUGGAAAGGGAUCCAAGGUUCCUGAUAGAGCUUAUUGUUGUGGGUACAGUGGUUGUAGCCGCCUAUUUACUACAUCCCACCACUUGAAGGUGCAUGAGCGGAUUCAUACAGGUGAUCGUCCAUACAGAUGUGACUUUUCAAGCUGUGGGAAAACCUUUGCUACAGGAUAUAGCCUGAAGAGCCAUGUGAGAACCCACACGGGCGAGAAGCCAUACAAGUGCCCAGAAGAUUUAUGCACCAAAGCCUUCAAAACUUCUGGAGACCUGCAAAAACAUAUCCGGACGCAUACUGGUGAGAGGCCCUUCAGAUGCCCUUUUGAAGGCUGUGGCCGCUCUUUCACCACCUCCAAUAUACGCAAGGUCCACAUCCGGACACAUACUGGUGAGCGACCGUAUACAUGCCCAGAGCGCAACUGUGGGAGAGGGUUCACUAGUGCCACCAACUACAAGAACCAUAUGAGAAUCCAUACAGGGGAGAAGCCAUAUGCCUGCUUGGUACCAGGCUGUGGAAAACGCUUUACUGAAUAUUCUAGCCUUUACAAACAUCAUGUGGUUCACACACAUUGCAAGCCAUACACCUGCAACAUCUGUGGCAAAACCUACCGCCAGACCUCUACCUUGGCUAUGCACAAGCGCACAGGGCAUGGGGAGCUGGAGGCCACAGAAGAGAGCGAACAGGCCCUCUAUGAGCAGCAAAUGAGAGUUGCCACGAUUACUAUGCCUUUACUGAAACACCAGUGUAUUGUUUCUGUGAAGGUGGAACAGGAGGAGGAGGAGGAGGACUGCAUGACUACGCCAGCAGUUCUCGUAUCUCAGGAUGGAGCAGAGCAGGUCAGUCUGUCUCAUGAAGACAUGCAGGCACUUGGCUGUGAUAUCGCCAUGGUAACACAGAGUGGCGCAGUAGCAUCAGUGCCCCAGGAACAGAUUUCAACAAGCGGUGCAAAUGCUGUGACUUUGAUUGGUGCCGAUGGGACCGAGAUACAUCCGAUUACAGUUGUUGCUUCUGGGGCAAAUGCAUCUGAGGAUUCACCCACAACAUCCAUCCACCAUCAGCGGUUGGCAGUGCUGGCAACAGCUAAUGGCACUCACAUUGCAGUUCAGGUGAAAGCGCAACAGAGCUUGGAGGAUGCCAUUAGCAGGGCAACCUCAGCAAUUCAACAGGAGUCUGCAUCUCUUAAGAUAUCCACAUCAAACAAUGGAUGCUGAGACCUCACAGUGAGCAGAAGCAACUGAAGCUGGAUGGACAACUGGAGACUUCAGAACCUUCAAUUCAAAAGCCGAGGAAUGGGUACUGAUUCCUCUGGACCUGGAAAUAGCCCUUAAUAUUUGCUGCCAUCUGUCCAGCAUAGGUUGGAUGAUAAUCAACAAGCAUGGAAGAUGGAGCUACUUGGACUGUUGGAUAAGACUCUGUUUAUAAAUGGCCCUCCUAUAAAUGCUACAACAUGCUUUAUGGCCUCUGUAAGAAAGCCUUCCCUUAACUUCUGGGAUAGCACCCUUUCUAAUGUCUGCUGACAUUAAAGGUGGACAUGACAUGAAGGUGACAUGAAAGGUGGAAGCCUUUGUAUCUCACCUUUCAUUUCUUGGAAGGGACGCCAUUUAUCAGGUCAAAGAUUUUGGCAUUUAAAUGUGUCUUUAGGCUUAGAUGGUUGAAGAAGGGAUCACAGGUAGUUGGGUGCUCUCUACCGUUCCUUCCUAGUACACAUGGGAGUAUGAAUUGUCAGCAUGGGAGCAAUAAAGUCCACUUUGAGCAGGACUGGGAUGGGCCACACAGGGAAAGGGCAAAUAUUUGUGUGGUGGUUCUGUUUUAUGAGCUUCCCUCCACUUAUCAAGGUUGCUUCCCAGCCUCAGCAAGUGAAAUAGACUAAAGCAGACAUACAAUGUAAAUAGAGAGCUUGAAAGGAAAAGAAAAGGCUUUGUAUGACAUUUUAUUCGCCUCUUUCACUCUCUGACAUAGUGGAAGACACUAAAUGUGUAUUUAAUAAAACUUUGGACUCAA